This is a messenger RNA of Emys orbicularis (European pond turtle), 1912 nucleotides long. It is a transcript of the gene GGA2, whose product is annotated as golgi associated, gamma adaptin ear containing, ARF binding protein 2. Gene Ontology annotation, cellular component: trans-Golgi network. The record is from RefSeq and is a predicted model, not a curated record. Gene Ontology annotation, molecular function: small GTPase binding; phosphatidylinositol binding; ubiquitin binding. Lineage: Eukaryota; Metazoa; Chordata; Testudines; Emydidae. Bases 26 to 1912 code for a protein of 628 amino acids. The transcript has 17 exons. Gene Ontology annotation, biological process: intracellular protein transport; Golgi to plasma membrane transport; protein localization to cell surface.
UCCGGCCGGGGCCGGGCGAGUCGCCAUGGCUGAGGCGGGCCUGGGGGCGCUGGAGCAAUGGCUCCAUAAAGCCACAGACCCAAGCAUCCCUGAAGAAAACUGGGAAUGUAUCCAGCGGUUCUGUGACCAGGUGAAUGCAGACCCGGAAGGCCCGUCCAUUGCACCCAGGCUGCUAGCACAUAAGAUACAGUCGCCUCAGGAGAUGGAAGCUCUUCAUGCCUUAACAGUGCUGGAGACAUGUGUGAAUAACUGUGGUGAAAGGUUUCACUACGAAGUGGCAAAAUUCAGAUUUCUGAAUGAACUGAUAAAAGUGCUGUCCCCGAAGUAUCUUGGAACCUGGUCUACAGAAAAGGUCAAAUCGAGAGUUAUAGAAAUAAUGUUCAGUUGGACGGUGUGGUUUCCUCAGGAAGUUAAAAUCCGGGACGCUUAUCAGAUGCUGAAGAAACAAGGAGUCAUAAAACAAGACCCCAAACUCCUAGAAGACAAAAUUUUACCACCUCCUUCUCCGAGACCUAAGAAUUCUAUUUUUGAUGUUGAUGAAGAGAAAUCCAAGCUCUUAGCAAGACUUCUAAAGAGCAACCACCCUGAGGACCUGCAGGCAGCCAACAGGCUGAUCAAGAGCAUGAUUAAAGAGGAACAAGAAAAAUCUGCCAAAGUGUCCAAAAGACUGAAUGCAAUUGAUGAGGUUCACAGCAGCGUUAAGCUACUGGGUGAAAUGCUGACCAGCUACAAGAGGCAGGAGUUAUCCAAAUCUGACCUAGAGAUUCUGCAGAGCCUGUUUGAACGCUGUGAGAAGCUCAGGCCACUGCUCUUCCGCCUUGCCAGCGAGACUACUGACGAUGAUGAGGCUUUGGCGGAGAUUCUCCAGGCCAAUGACAAACUCACCCAGGCGCUCGGCUUGUACAGGCAGGUUGUAGUGGGCCAUGACCAGGGCAGGAGGAGUUCGGAGACCAGCUCUACUGAUGCCUCAGCACCUCAGUCCCCGCUGGGCAGUACGAAGAGCUACACACUGAUCGACUUCUCCGAGCUGGGUUCCAUGUUCAAGUCUCUCACGGAGCAGGGCGUGAACACGACAGCCGCGGCUCAGCACAGCAGCACCUCUGCCUGCCUGCUCGACGAGGAGCUAAUGUCAUUAGGUCUCAAUGAUUCCCCUGUUGGACAGAGACCGUCACCUGAUUUCAGCUCCGUACAGAGUGCUGGGCACAAUGGAUAUAAUCAAACCGGAAAUGCCGAUACCCAUCAAACCGUGGUGCUGGGGGACAGCUGGCAGGGCGGCUCACCAGAGAGGAAUGCGCUUCAGGAUUUGGCAGGGCAGCUGUCUCCGCCUCCUGUGACCAGGCCAUUUCCAACGAACUUACCACCAGUGCAAUUGUCCGCGGCAGGCCUUCCGAGCAGCUUAGCUGCAGACGCUUUGUUCUCUGACCCAGCCUAUGAGCUGAAACCUGCUGCUCCUUCGCAGCCAGCCUCCAAUGAUGCUGCUUUGGCAAACCUUUUUGUCCCACUCCUUUCAAUUACACCGAGCAGUAUCCCUCCAGUUACAGUGUAUGAUCAAGAUGGUUUCAAGGUCAUGAUCCAUUUCUCCAGAGACCUAGCCCCCGGGCGACCAGAUGUACUGGUGAUGGUGCUCUCCAUGCUCAGCACAUCCACUCAGCCAAUGAAGGACAUUGUGUUCCAGGCCGCGGUCCCAAAGGUUAUGAGAGUAAAGUUGCAGCCGGCGUCUGGCUCUGAGCUUCCUGCCUUCAGCCCUUUGCUCCCUCCAGCCGUGAUAUCCCAGAUUCUGCUGCUCGCCAACCCACACAAAGAGCCCAUCCGAUUGCGGUACAAGCUCAUGUUCACGCAGGGCGGGCGGCCCUUCAGCGAAGUGGGGGAGGUGACUGGCUUCCCGGAGGCCGAGCUGUGGCGCGGGAGCUGA